This is a messenger RNA of Spodoptera littoralis (African cotton leafworm), 348 nucleotides long. The record is from the annotation of a GenBank genome assembly. Lineage: Eukaryota; Metazoa; Arthropoda; Insecta; Lepidoptera; Noctuidae.
AUGAAUAAUUCUGUAGCAAGUUCGGCGGCAAAGGUUGGAGAAAUAUUUACCGAAGCUGGAGCUGCUUUUAAUAAAUUAGCGGAUUUAGCAAUGACACUACAUCCUAUGGGAGAGCCAAGUAUUAGUCAGCAGCCUAAAACACCUGUAAAGAAGAAAGCAGUAGAAGAAAGAACAAUAGCCAGUGCCAGUAUACCAGCCCAUACACAGCAUAAUAUCCACUCUGCACCUUUAUCCCAACAGGUAACACUGAACAUGCUAAAUGCUCAAGAAACAGAAAUAGACACAGAUGGAUUAGGCGGGGAUGUCAAGUUGGAGUUUGAAUCGAGCACAGAUGAAGUGACCACAUGA